Molecule: messenger RNA, 8328 nt
Organism: Volvox carteri f. nagariensis
Lineage: Eukaryota; Viridiplantae; Chlorophyta; Chlorophyceae; Chlamydomonadales; Volvocaceae
Exons: 15
Coding region: 1-8328 (2775 amino acids)
Biological process (GO): photosynthesis, light harvesting in photosystem I; response to light stimulus
Cellular component (GO): chloroplast envelope; plastoglobule; chloroplast thylakoid membrane
Source: RefSeq, a predicted model, not a curated record
AUGUCAUCCCUAGCCUUUAACGGCUCACCCAACUCUGCGAUGUCAGCGGAUACUUUCGAGAUUGAUAUUGAUGAGGCUCUGCGAGAGUUCGCAGCCCCAAGCACGGGAGCGCUCUCGCCUGGUGACCGCGGCGAGCCGGACGGCGAGGGCACUCCCAGGUCGACGAGCCCACGUGACCGCGACAUGGCAGAGCACGGGGAUGAAGAGCUGCCAACAGAUGAGCCUCCAUCUAGCGAGUCCAGCGGCUCCGACAUUAUCCACAUCGACCUCACGCAGCGACCGCCGCCCCUUCCAAUGUCGGGCUUGGCGCUGGAGCAGCUUGUCAGCAUGCUCCCAGCUUUUAAGGGCCCUUCCGCAGAGGCGGGUGCAGAUUGCGCAGACCGAAGUGCCGAGGCUGCACAGAAUGCGGACACGGAGGCUAACGAUGAGCAGGAAGCCGGAGCGCGCAGCAGCAACGGGCAAGGGGCGGCGGGGAGCCCUCGAUCACCACGCGUCGCAUUGACCUUUGUACCUGGCCUGGGCCUAGUACCCAUCGUCAUAGAUGAUUCACUGGAGGAUGGAGAAGGUGAGGAGGAGGAGGAGGAGGAAUUAAACAGCAGCAUCUUCGGGGUGGAUGGAGACAUGGCGCAAGAAGGCGACCUUGGCGCCCUGCCUGAGCCUGAGGUUAGCGGCAUGGAGAGCGGCAUCAGGGCAGUGGAUGAGGUAACGGCGGCAGGCCGUUCGUCUCUGUUACGGAGUAACGAGUGCCUUGCCAGCCCGUCAGACGGUGGGUAUGUGGCGUGUGCAGAGAUAGAUGUGGACGAUGCUUUGGCGACUUGGGAAGUUGAAGUCCUGCAGGCAUCAGAUCCGGUCCCAAGCGACGGUGCCGACACUGGUGUGCCAAGCAGCAGCGUCCCUGCAGAUGACACCUCUCGGCUAGGGAUUAGCAAAGAGCAGUUUAACAGCGUCCUUCAGCAAGAUAUGCAUGGCCUUGAGUUUCAAAAGGUAACCACUGAAGAGGAAGGCGAUGGCGACGCCCAUCAACUAUCGCCUGAGGUGGGCCUUAGCAGCACACCCCGCCAUGCCGUGCUGGAGAGGUUUCUUGGCGCUGAUAUCCAACCUGCGACCUCCAACGAUGACGGAGGGACACGCAUCCUGGAAACCACAACGCAUCAAGACAGUCGGUCGUGCCUCCCUUUUUCGGGAGAGAUACGUGGGAUGCCCAUCGGCGCAGCUGCAAUGCUUAGCGAAAAUCCGCCGGCAAUUGCUACGUGCGGGGAGGAGUCGGAUGAUUACGACGAUGAUCUUGUUGACGAGGAAGCGGAUGAUAGCUUGGAGGAGGUGGAUGACAGCGGCAGCGGGGGUGCGGAUGAGCCAGAAUGCAUUCUGGGUGGCUGGAACCACACACGCCUUGGCUUUGCUCAGGAUGGCAAUUACCGCGGCAAUGUUGCGGCACCUGUGUCGCAAUACACCUCCACAACCGUCGAGGCGUCUGGAAUUUAUUCAUUCGGGGCAGUCAGCGCGAGUACAACACACGAGCCUUCACCUGCGCUUACUGUAAACGGCUUUGCUGAUGCUCGGUCCAACGGCCGGAUGACGGACGCAAACAACAUCACUGCGCUGCAACUUCCGCGACCCCGCUACCUGGCUUAUAAUGCGGCUCGGUCCUGUGAUGCCUCAGACAACGCCCUUGAUAACGAUUUGCCAUUUGAUGAAGCGGAUCUGAAAGCCACAACAGCUGGUAAUGCAACAGCAUCCGGUUUGGAAGGCGCUACCACACGUGCGGCACCAGCUUCGCUUGCAUCAGAGACCAAUAAAUCUGAUGUUGUUAACGGGGGUAGCAGCUGCAGUGGGAGCAUGCAUUCAAUGGCAACGACAGUCACAGGCAGCAGUCCUGGCGCCAGCAGCAACGCUGGCAGUGACCUGAACUCGACCUUCCGUGGGACUGGCCAAUCGCUAGCAGCUAUACGGCAAGCUGCCCUGCAAGCGGAGGCGCAGCGCCAGGCGAAGCUGAUGGCUGAGCGGCAUGGAGGGGGCGGUGCUAUCGGACCAAAAGUGGAGCGCACGGACCUCCUGGCAUAUCGCCAUCACUUAAAUCCAGGCAGCAAUCGCCCAGAACGACGCGCUGGCAGGCCCGGUGCUUCAAGUAUCAACAAUCCUUUUGGUUGCGCUGAGCAGGAGGCGUCAGCUGCAGCUGGCCUAAUGGAAAUGGGCGUGGGCGGUCGGCAUCAUGCCGUGCGCCGCGGGGGCAUCGGCAGUAGCACCGGUUACGCGCAAGGGGAUACCCGGCAGCACCAAUCUGCUGUUGCAGAGGAUGACAAAGAGGAGAUGGACGAGGAUGGCGAUGGAGAUCUGGAGGACUUGCUUCGCGACCGUUCCAUCAUCCAGCCGCGUUAUCCGACAGAUAACAAAGCCUGUCGGGAUGUCGAGCUGUCACGCGGCAAGGAUGCGCUUGACUUGUCAUCGACGAUGGAAGCAGAUGAAUCGGGUAGCUGGCGGCCACGGCACCGUCGGUCGGUGGACGUUGUGGACCUGGAUAUGUUGGCCAGAAGCGAGCCGAACUUGGGCGUGCCUUUCCGAGGCGGGCCCGCAUGGAGCAGCCCGCGGCUGGAAGGUGUUGACAGCGGCUCAGACGGUAGUGGCAGGAGUAGCAGUGCGCAGAGCGUGGCCGAUGAGCGUCUGGUGGAUGAACUUGAGACGUCUUUCACUUGGCUUAUAACAUGGUCCUUGGUCUUAAUGUCUCUCUCGGUUCCUGGACCGUGUCAGACGCUGCGGGAGGAGCUAGGUCAGAAGAACACCCUCGUGGCCGGCCUCAGAGGAGAGCUCCGCAAAUACACUGACCUUACAACGCGCUUGGAGCAACAGCUAAACGAGCUGCGGGCACACCGCGGCGAUGCUAGCACUGCGGCCACUAAAGCCCGUUACUGCCGAAGCCAGUCGGAUGCCGGUGCCACCGGGAGCGUGGCCGCGGUGCCGCCAAGCAACAGCCUUGGGCCCAGCGAACAGGCAUCGCGGCAGCGGGACAUGGCCGGGAGCUUGGGCGCAGGUUCGCUGCCGGGGUCUGUGGGCCUAUCACAGGCUCCACAUGAGGCACAGCCGUCGACUGGAGGGGCUCCGGAGGGAGGCUUGGUGCACUCGCUGCCUCCACACCCCCAGGCGCAGGGCCUGGAGGGGCCGGCUCGGCUGACCUUGUACCGCGACAUCUUGACACAGGCACAGCUUCAGGUGGCCCGAUCGGGCGGGCCAGCACCGCCCGGCCUGCGGGAUGCCCAGGAGCUGCACAAGGGCAAGGAAACUCUUGAUGCGGGUACAGAGAAGGUUAUGCUCUUAAAGUUGCAAAAAAUUGUCACUUGGGGUUGUGAUGCCGCCUGGAAGGCAUCGGUUGCGCAGCAACAACUGAAGUUCAUGGAGCACACUGCCCAGCAGAAGACGCAGGAGCGGGCAGCCUGGCAGGCAGAGCGCGGGCAGUUGCGACAGGCGUUGCAGGAAGCACGCACCGCGCAGGCACAGGCCACGCCGGGGCUGGAGCGAAGCAUGGUGGGCCAUUACCUGGACGGGCCGGACGCCAAAAAUAUGGAGGCCGAGCUGCGGCGCCAGCUGCGGGCCGCAGAAGACAAGGCGGCGGCAGCACGUGACCAAGCCGCCGACCUGGAAUCUACUGUGGCUACGCUGAAUGCUGAUGUACGUAGGCUACGGAGUCAGCUUCGAGGCAGCCGCGACGGCGGACAGGAGGAGGCAGUCGGCGUAGACCCAGUAGCAGAGCAUGUGUCCUCUGCUGACAACAAGGCAUGGGCGAUGGAACGCAAAAUGCUGCUGAUCACAAUUACGUCGCUCAAGGCAGAGUUGGAGCAACUUCGCAGGGCCUCAUCGGGGAGUUCUAUUGUUCUGGGCGGUCUGCAUGACCGUGCUCCAGAAGCUGCCGACCUUUCCAUGAAAUUACUCCCAACUGACCAGGCCGCGAUGGAGCUAACGCCGGCCGACGCGGCGUCAGGUCAGGUGCAAGAACUGCAGGCCGAGCAUGAUGCGGCUUUGAGAGGGUGCGCCAGCCUUCAGCGGCAGCCGGAGGAUGCAACGAUUUGUAUGUCCGGGGAUGUUGGCCGGGGCCCGGGAAUGAUUGCAACUCGGAGCGCUGCAGAGAACCCUCAAGACAUGCCUAACCAGCUACUCGUGGAGCAAUUGCGACAGGAGCUGGCGGAGGUACGUGACGCCCUGGAGAGGAGGACCGCGGAGGCGGAGGCGGCCGUGGCGUUGCACGAGCAGCAGAGCGCUGUGCUCCGGAUGCAGGUUGCCGACCUAAGGCAGGAGCUGGCGUUGACGGUGGCGGACUUGGCGGCGGCAGAUGGCUGCCGCGAGGAGAACCGGCGUGCCUUGGAGGCAGAGCAGGCGGCUGUUGAGGGAAAGAAGAGCUUAAUAGAGGAGCUUCAGCGGCAGCUACUAGCUUGUGAGGUUGAGCGGGAUGAGUUGAAGACCGCAUUCAACAAGGAAUUGGGCGAGAAGAACACACUGGAGGAAAAGCUGCAGCAUGCACGCAACGCCUUGACUUCUGCGUUGCGUACAGCUGAGAAUGCAAAUUCGGCUGCGGAGCAACAAACCGUAGCCGCUGCGGAGCAACUUGGCCCUGGUCAGGAUGCUGCACUUGCCAUUGUUGAAAUCCAAGAGGUGCUAAAGUUGAAGAGCAGUGAGUGUGAGCGGCUCCAACGGUUGAUUGAGGAUAGGACGCGCGAACUGGCAAGCGCUGAGGCCAAGCUGGAGGAUGUGCGCGCUUCAGUCUCGGUGCUGGCAGCCGAGGCGUCGCAGACACAAGCCCAAGUUGGGGACCUGCAAUCGGUUCUGGAGAACAUGCAGCAGGCGCGGGACUCCACCGAGACCAAGCUGGUCCAGGCCGUUGAGGAAAUAAAUGCACUGAAAGACAGGAUCAUGGGUUUGAUGGACGAGGUGGAGAAGGCACGCUCGGAUGCCAGUUUUUGGCGCGAACGAGCAGAGGAGGCAGCAGCGGCUGCGGCCGAGGCGCGGGAGGAGAUCUCGAGGCUGCGGGCCUACGCUGCAGGGCUACAGGCUGAAGCGCGUGACCUCCGCACGGCCCUAUCAGCCGAGGACAACGUGCAGGCGCAGCUGCGCGGCCAGGUAGACUUCCUGGAGUAUGAGCUGGAAGCGCAAGCCUCCCUGGCGCAGACGCGUGGUGAGCAGGCCGCCAAGAUGGAGGCGGCGCUGGCGGAGGCGGAAUACCAUCGGCAUGAUACCGUCACAGAGACCGCUAGCACUGCCGAGGUGACGUCGGCGGAGCUGCUGGCCGCGCAGGCAGCAGCCAUCGAAGCACAGCAACGGGUGCAGGAGCUGGAAGCGCGUCUCACGGAACUGCAGAGCGAGCUGGCAGACGCGACCCUCAGCUGCGGCGCACCUCGUGCAUCUCACGGCAGCAAUCUGGAGGAGCGUCACAUAAUUACCGGAGGGCAGCGCGCAAGCACUGCGGACAAGGGGUCCGGGACAAUGCAGCAUGCGGAUGAAGAACUCCAAGAAGAAGUGGGUGCAACCCGAAGGCUGAGUGGUGUUGCCGACGCUGUCCUGGAGGAUCGCCUGCGUGCUGCGGAGCUGGCGCGCGACGCGCUGCAUGACGAGGUGUUGGAGCUGCGCCGCAAGCUCGACGGAGAUGUUGCUGCAGUGCCGCAGCCCACGCAAGGGGUGAAGGCGCAGGCGGACGAAUGGAUCGCGGAGCAAGUGGCGGUGCUGCGCACUGAACGCGCGCAACUGUUGGCGGAAUGUGCGGCGCUACAGGCGGAGAUGAGCCAGUUUCGCUCGGGGGAGCUUGGCCGCCGGGAUUUGGAGGCGCAGGUCGAGGCCUUGCGGGGCCAGCUACAAGCCUCCCGCUCCGAGCUGCAGGCAGCACGCGCGGACCUGCAGGCGGCGAAUGUUGAGCUGUCGGUGAAAGGGGAGCUCAUGGCUGCGAAGGACCGCUCGUUGAUAACUCUACAGGAGACCGUGGAUGCGCUCAAACUAGCUCUGCAAGUGACCCAGCAGAAUGUGCAACCGACAACGUUGUCACCACGGCUCGUAACCAAUGAUACCGGAGCCGGGGGCGGGGAUUCCGCAGCGGACAAUGACCUUGACAAAUACCACGGCACUGUUGCGGCGCUGCAGAGCAAGUUUGCGGAUAGCGAAUUCACGAUACGCCGCCUUGAGAAACAGGUUGCGGCCUUGGAAACGCGGCUUAGUUCAGACGAGGCUGCGUCAUCGACGCCAAAGUUAGGUCAGGCGCCGGACGCAGGCAGGCAACGGUCCUCGCAGCAGCAAUCCCCACGACGUCAUGCGGCGGGUGCUAUUACCCUUGAGCAACAACUGAUUGAGAAGGACGAGGAGGAGCUGGAGUAUGCGAGGGGCCCAACUGCCGCUGCUGCCGUAGAUCUAGGGCAUGCUGCGAGUAGCCCGCCGCCUCAUGGCCUAACUGGUCCCAGCGGUGCCGAAUUCGUAAGCGCGGCGACCAUUAACAGCCUGCAAUUGCAGUUGGAGCAGUGGCGCAACGUCAGCGAGGAUCUUCACACGCGCUACCUUUCAAAGAAAGAAGCAGUACGGCGACUCCGCGAGCAGCUAGUGGCGGAGCAAAAGCGUCGCACGGAAGAGCAGGUUCAAGGACAGGUGCAACUUGAAGCAGCUUCCCAUCGCCUCGGCCGUCUUUCAGCGGACCUCGGCAUAGCGCUACGCCGCUGCAUCGCCUUGGACCUGCAGCCUCUCUCAGCCACGGUGCUGACCACCAGCCCGCGCACAAUGCCCGGCAGCAGCGCUCUGCCAGAUGACAUUAACGCGCUUGCGGCGCUGCUGGCGCGGCAAGGAGCAGCGCUGGUCGAGUCCCUGGAAGCAGCUCUGGAUCAGUUGAAUAGCGCACGUGAGGACCGUACUCUCCUGACAGCACAGCUGGCGAACCGGCAGGCAGUCCUGGACGAGUUACGCCACCACCUGACUCAUCAGGCUAUAACGGCAGCCGGAAGGCCAGAUUUUCAGGCUGUGGCGUCUUCCAGUGGGACGGCUCUGACUGGCCCGACGGCCAGCCAAGUGUCACCGCCGCUGCUGGGCAUGUCCUUAACCUCAAAACCUGCAGAUGCCCGGCAGGCCACGCCAACCGUAACGGCUACCAGCCCCGGGACAAGCACGCCCAUUGGCGAACAUUCGACGCCCGUAGCGGUGGAGACAUCCCCACCGGCUGCGUUCGUGCGUGCGCCAUCGUCCCAUGCUCUUCAUACGGCUCCAGGUAACCUGGCACAAGACAUGACAACCCUGUCCACGCAGCAGGCAAACUUGCGGAGUACGUUGCACGGCUUGGAACAGCGGCUUGCUCAGCAACCAGGCAGGCAACGGUCCUUGAGCGUGGCUGCAGUCCCUCCUGGCACAUCCGGCAGCUACACGCUGAGCACCACGCUCUCAUACCCCACAACCUCUCCGCUGCGAGCCCGUCCCAGCACCAUUGCUGCAGUCGCUUCGAAUGUGCUGACUCCAGUUGUCCCAGACGGUAGUCCACCGCACGCGUAUGUUGGGAUUAUUUCAGGCAGCCGCAUCGAGCCACGCGCAUCAUUGCCCGCUACCAGCACCGGCGGAGGCUUGCAGAGCAGCUUCCGUCAGACGUACAGUGUGUACAGCCAGCCAUCACUGUCCAGCAUAGGGCCUAUUGCGCCUUCCCCGGAAGGCUCCCGGGUGUUACAGCCUUUUGGGCGGGAUGCAGGGAGCACAGCAGCCUUCCGCUCCCCGCCACAGCCUCAGAUCCUUGGGAGCCCCAGGACCGGCACUGGCAGUACGACUAUGCCACCGGGAGCGUUAGAUCUGUCAGCGACAGUAGACGUUCAAGCGCUACCGCGAGCUGGAGCUGAUCCAUGCGCUCUGGGCUGCCUGACCCCCGAGCUGCUGUCCAAGAACGGCGUGCAGUUCGGUGAGGCUGUGUGGUUCAAGGCCGGCGCUCAGAUCUUCCAGGAGGGCGGCCUGGACUACCUGGGCAACCCGUCGCUGGUGCACGCUCAGAACAUCGUCGCGACGCUGGCGUGCCAGGUGAUCCUGAUGGGCCUGGUGGAGGGCUACCGUGUGAACGGCGGCCCGGCCGGCGAGGGCCUGGACCCGCUGUACCCCGGCGAGUCGUUCGACCCCCUGGGCCUGGCUGACGACCCGGACACCUUCGCCGAGCUCAAGGUCAAGGAGAUCAAGAACGGCCGCCUGGCCAUGUUCUCCAUGUUCGGCUUCUUCGUGCAGGCCAUUGUGACCGGCAAGGGGCCCAUUGAGAACCUGAACGACCAUCUGGCCAACCCGGCCGUCAACAACGCCUUCGCCUUCGCCACCAAGUUCACGCAGAUCUUACUGCUGUGGCGCCCGUGA